ACACACUUGUGUCGACAUGUGUGCUGGUGCUGCGCUACCAGCCGCAUUCCACCAACUUGAUCGAGCUACUUCCACAGAGCUUGCGCACACCCGUGGAACCUGAGGGGACUUCUACUAGCAGGAUGACAAGUUUCACGACUCGAACGCAAACCCACAUCAUGCCGGCAACUCAACGCGUCAUGGUCCGUCGUGUAACCAGAAGCUCUCCGGAUUCCGAUGAUACCUACCCGGGAGAUGAAAGUGAAGAAUUCGGCCGCGACGACACCUUUCUGGUGAAUUCAAACACGGAAAACAAGUUUUACGGUGCGGUUCCCGGGGGUUCAUCAGGCAGUAGCACUCGGUGCGGGCGGUUCUUUGACGCCUUUUCUCGCCAGCUGCAUGCCAUGUCCUAUCUGUGCCCAGGCCUCUUCCCCUGGGUCGACUGCGGACCUGCCACCGAACAAAGCGGGAUGUUCGUGAUAAAAUCCGUCGGAGUUAUGUACUUGUUGGUCAUCGUAUUCGACAUGUUCGCUGCUUACGGCAACCCUGGCUCUUCCACCAUUACCACCAUCAUUAUGGCUCUCCUUCUGCUGGCUAUUAUCUCCAUACUGCUCGUUAUAUCGAGGAGACCACAAAAUCGAGUGGCGUUGAUAUACACGACCCCCGGCCUGCCAUUUGUGCCAGCCACGGCCAUCAUCGUCAACAUAUAUCUGAUCCUCAACCUGUCCAUUCUGACUCUGGUGCGGUUUACUAUCUGGAUGAGUCUAGGCAUGGUAAUGUACUUCAAGUACGGUAUUAAGAACUCAAAGCUAGAGACAGACCCGCCAGCGCCACCGGCCGUGACUCCGCCGACACCGAACCCACUCGAUCGCACUACCAUCCCGCCCAACACUCAGCCAAGCCGACCCUUCGGUGACCGCAACAUCUUCGAGGGUGAUGGCAAUAACGGAUUUUUUGGCAGCUAUAACGAUCAAUACUCGGACCCUCUUCUCGCAUGGCACGUCGCCGACUUGCAGCCGGUACAGUCCGGAUCAAACAACACUGGGACUACAUACGUGGAAUCUCGAUACGAUGCAAGAACAAAUAGUACUACAUCACACACCUCGAGCCGUCCGCCGUGGGCAUACCCGGACACAACUUACGACAAUUGGGACUAAAAGUUGUCGCGACUGACUGCCGAGUACCACGUCGCAAUGGCCGUCGUCACUCGACGGCUAUCAACCCAGCUCGCCCUUAAUAAUCACAUACCUACAUAAUUAUUAUACUUAAUGUAAACAUGCUAGCUCUGGAAAAAUACCUAUUUUAAUCGAUUCGUUUUCCAAAUACAAUAUUUUCAUAUUAUUUUUUUAUAAA
This is a messenger RNA of Hyposmocoma kahamanoa, 1332 nucleotides long. Its product is annotated as probable cationic amino acid transporter. The coding region runs from base 123 to 1136 and encodes 337 amino acids. The transcript is spliced from 9 exons. The record is from RefSeq and is a predicted model, not a curated record. Gene Ontology annotation, biological process: amino acid transport. Gene Ontology annotation, molecular function: amino acid transmembrane transporter activity. Lineage: Eukaryota; Metazoa; Arthropoda; Insecta; Lepidoptera; Cosmopterigidae. Gene Ontology annotation, cellular component: plasma membrane.